Molecule: messenger RNA, 1817 nt
Organism: Priapulus caudatus
Lineage: Eukaryota; Metazoa; Priapulida; Priapulimorpha; Priapulimorphida; Priapulidae
Product: alkaline phosphatase-like
Exons: 10
Coding region: 72-1682 (536 amino acids)
Biological process (GO): dephosphorylation
Molecular function (GO): alkaline phosphatase activity
Source: RefSeq, a predicted model, not a curated record
CAGCGCGUGCGAAGAUUGUAAUUAUCUCGUAAAUACGGCCAUAUAUCGCAUAAUAACAAUAGCUAUUAAAAAUGAUGAUCGCCGAUCUACUUGUCGUUGUUUGUUGCCUACACGUCGUAGCAGUUACUUCAAAUGUGGAAGAUGCGCAAUUUUGGAAUGAUCAAACUCAAGCUCUCUUAAACAAGUACCUACACACAGAAUAUAACUGCGGCGUUGCUAAGAAUGCUAUAUUAUUCAUCGGCGAUGGCAUGGGCCUCCCGUCACAGUUCGCUGGCAGGAUACUGAAAGGUCAAAUGGAAGGAAAAACAGGAGAGGAGGAGUUUCUUGAGUGGGAAAAAUGGCAGCACACCGGACUUGCAAAGACCUACAAUACAGACUUCCAAGUUCCCGAUUCUGCUGGUACAGCCACAGCCUAUCUGUCUGGAGUUAAAGGGAAAAAAGGAACCAUCGGUCUGGAUGAUACUCUAGUGGAAAGAGGACAUUGUCCAUCGGCAGAAGGGGCGACAGUGCUUUCUAUUUGUGACUGGGCCCAGGCUGAAGGUAAAUCAACCGGGCUCGUAACAACAGCCCGAGUGAUGGACGCAUCACCAGCAGGCUUAUACGCCAACGCUCCUGAGCGAAAUUGGGAGAUAGAUACUGAAGGCAAUACUGACUGCAAGGACAUAACACGACAACUUAUAGAGGACGAUCCAGGCAGGAAAAUAAACGUGAUACUUGGAGGCGGAAGAUCAAGGUUCACACCCAUUACGCAAGCAGAUGUAGAGUACCCGGAUACAUAUGGCAGACGGCCAGACGGGAGGAACUUGAUCGAUGAGUGGACGGAGCAGAUGACCGCAAACGGCUUCAACCACGCGUAUGUCUGGAAUGUUACGCAAUUCAACGACAUUGAGCCAGAAAGCACAGACUAUCUGCUUGGAAUUUUUGAGCCGGGCGAAAUUCCGAACAUCGUUGAUAACACGCCAGACGAAGCUAGAAAUCCCACGCUCGCGCAGAUGGUCAAAAAGGCAAUUGAGAUCCUACGGAGAAACCCAAAUGGAUAUUACCUGUUUGUUGAAAGUUCCAACAUUGACUCUGCUCAUCACGGCGGGCGAGCGGCCGCGGCCAUCAACGAGGUGGUCGUCCUUGACGCUGCUGUGAAGGUCGCUAUGGAUGUGACAGACAGCAAAGAUACGCUCAUGGUUCUCACCGCAGAUCAUUCGCACUCAAUGACCACUGCCGGAAAUUCUGUUCGUGGCACUCCCAUAUUCGGUACUGCAAGCGAAGUUUCGGAUGUGGAUGGGAUGCCCUACACAACGCUACUUUACGCAGCUGGUACUGGUUACGACCCUUCACCCCGGCGCAACCUAACCGGCGUCGACACAGCUGACCCAAACUUUAAACAGGACGCUGCGAUACCAAAUUCAGAUGCGCCACAUAGCGGGGAGGAUGUAGCCGUGUUCGCUAAUGGACCGAUGGCGCAUCUCUUUAGAGGCAACUUCGAGCAGACGUUUGUAGCGCACGCGAUGGCGUACGCCAUGUGUGUGGGAAGCAACAAGCAGCACUGCACCGAGAAGAUUGGGAUUUGCUCAACUGGAGAUUCAGGCGUCGACCCAACGGGAACAGCCGUCGCUCACAGACUCACUAACGGAUUAGUGUAUUUAGCCAUUGUAAACAUAUUCAUAGUAUUAAAUCAAUAUAUUUAAUAACAAGUUUCGAAGCCUUAAUGUGGCGCUUCCCAGCCUGUAUGUAGGUUAACCAGUUAUCAAUAUCAUAUGUCAAAAUCGACAUAAUCAAUAUAUUAAUAAGCUAUUAUUAUUUAUUUAUUAGCUACUAUUAAA